Molecule: messenger RNA, 1636 nt
Organism: Calypte anna (Anna's hummingbird)
Lineage: Eukaryota; Metazoa; Chordata; Aves; Apodiformes; Trochilidae
Product: translation initiation factor IF-2-like
Exons: 5
Coding region: 1-1230 (409 amino acids)
Source: RefSeq, a predicted model, not a curated record
AUGCCGGCUCCGCUUUCAGUCUUGCUGCCACGACGGGAGAGAACCCGACUGGACGCGGACGGGAGGGCAGGCUCAGUCAUCCGGGCCGGGUCGUACCGCCCACCCGGGUCCCGCAGGCCGCGGCCCCGCCAGGCCCCGACGCGGUCGCCUAGCAACGGCUCCCACCCUCCCGGCCAAUCGGCGGCGCCCUCGGUAACGGCCGACAACCCGGAAGCAGAGGGCGCUGUGCUCCGCCCACCCCGCGGAGGAGGCGGGGAGAGGGGCGGCAGCAGCAGGCGGGACGGGGCGGGUGGGAGGCGGGCGGGACAGCGAGCGCUGCCGCCACGCAGCGGAGCCACUGUCGCACCCAAGCACCCACCAUCCCUACCCGACCCGGCGUCCUCCCGCAUUCCCCCCGCCACACACACGGAACCCAGCCCCCGUGUUUCAUCGCCUUCGCCGUCCUCAGGCCCCUUCUCGCCGGUGUGUUCGGCGGGCCCGGUCCGACGGCAACGGCGGGCGGAGGAGGGGGCUGCUGAGCGGCGUUUGCCGGAGCCAACGGGUGGCGGGGAGGGGGGCGGGCACUGCGGGGGUGUCGGGUUAGAACGAGGCGUGACCCAGCUGACGGGCGCUGUGCGGAGCCGGGUGGCGGGCGCGGAGCUGAAGCCGGCGGGGAACAGCGGCGGCAGCAGCAGCAGCAGCAAACAGCGGCAGCAGAGAGCGGCGCAGCGGCGUCGGUAUCGGUCGGCUCUGGCGCGGCGUCUCAUCCACCCCCUCGUGAGCCUGGGGAACCUGCAGCUCAGAGGCGCCGCCAGCCACACCACCAUGUACUCCGGCAACAAGCGGAAAAAGCUCUGGCGGGAGGAGAAAGAGCGGUUGCUGAAGAUGACCUUGGAAGAAAGGCGCAAAGAGUACUCACGAGAGUAUGUUGCAUUGAAAAGUAUCCCAACAUGGAUGGAAGAUCUAAAAAGUAAGAGUGAAAGUGAUGGUGAGACCGCUAAAGAAGAUCCGCAGGGAAAGAAAAGUCUAAGUGAGAAAGUUUCCCUGUAUAGAGGUGACAUUACACUGCUUGAGGUUGAUGCCAUCGUUAAUGCUGUGUUUACUCAGAUGGUCCUUCUCCGUGGUCUGUGUUUCCUGGCUCCUGGCACGAUACUCAAUGAGCAUUCCAACCAAGAUUUAUCAUGGUACAUAAGCACACCAGGCCGGGGCGUAGAAAAGCUUCAACUUCCCUCUAUUUUUGUCCUCGUGUAAAGUCUGUGAAUGAAGAGCCUCUUUUGUUUGGUUUAAUGCCUUUAGCAGGAAUUAAUUUCUUUGUAGCUCUUACAAACUCUUCCGUGCAGCGUAAUAGUCAGAGGUGGUAACUCCAGCGCCGCGUGAUGGGAACUAUUCAUUAUUCUGAGCCUUGAAGGAUGGUAGCCUCUUCAGGAGGUCAGCAACAGGGGCUGCUUCUUCCUCUCCAGAAUUACCCAAGUAUAAACUUUGUACAGCAGCUACAUCCUGAUACAUCCACACCUCUUUGAGAGAACCAUUUUCCGACUCUCACUUUUUAACAUGUCUUCCAGAUUUGUAAUGCAGGAAAGAAUUCCUCCUGCGCUGCAAGAAUGCAAGUUAUUCUACCGUAGAAACAUCAGGCAAUUCGCAUCGUUUUCUUCAUUUA